This is a messenger RNA of Miscanthus lutarioriparius, 1332 nucleotides long. The record is from the annotation of a GenBank genome assembly. NCBI's taxonomy places the organism in Eukaryota, Viridiplantae, Streptophyta, Magnoliopsida, Poales, Poaceae.
AUGAGGCCGACGAUGAAGGCGCAGCACGGCAACGGGCGCGGGAGCAGGAGCCCCUUCCUGACGUCCUACGCGCUCACGCUCGCCUUCAUCACCUUCGUCUCCGUGCUCUACUUCAAGGACUUCUCCUCCACGCUGCACCGCCCCUUCCUCAACCGCCCGCCGCCGCACCCACACCGCCGCCCGCUCCGCCCCCGCCCCCGCCACCACGCCUCCGACUCAGACGUAGCAAGCCAGGCUGGGCGCCGCGCGGCGGUAGAGCAGCUGCCGUUCGCGGUGGGCGCGGCGCCGGCGGGGUGCGACGUCGGGCAAGGGGAGUGGGUGUACGACGAGGCGGCGCGGCCGUGGUACCAGGAGGAGGAGUGCCCCUACAUCCAGCCGCAGCUCACGUGCCAAGCCCACGGACGCCCCGACCGGGCGUACCAGCACUGGCGGUGGCAGCCGCGCGGCUGCUCGCUGCUCAGCUUCAAUGCAACUCUAAUGCUAGAGAUGUUGCGGGGUAAACGAAUGCUGUUUGUUGGAGAUUCUCUGAACCGUGGGCAAUAUGUAUCAUUGGUUUGCCUCCUGCAUCGAAGCAUCCCUGAGAGCUCCAAGUCAAUGGAGACAUUUGAUUCCCUUACAGUUUUCAAAGCAAAGGACUAUAAUGCCACCAUUGAGUUCUACUGGGCUCCCUUUCUGGCUGAGUCAAAUUCUGACGAUGCUGUUGUGCACCGUGUUGUGGAUCGAAUUGUAAGAGGAACAUCCAUUGAGAAACAUGCCAAAUUUUGGAAGGGGGCUGACAUAUUAGUAUUCAAUACCUACCUUUGGUGGAUGACCGGACAAAAGAUGAAAAUUUUGCAAAACUCUUUUGAAGAUAAAAACAAGGAUAUCAUAGAAAUGGAAACUGAGGAUGCCUAUGGAAUGGUACUGAAUGCUGUGCUGAAAUGGGUUGAGAGCAACAUGAACCCCAAAACUUCAAGAGUAUUUUUUGUCACUAUGUCACCCACUCAUACAAGGAGCAAAGAUUGGGGUGAUGAUACUGACGGGAACUGCUACAACCAGACAACUCCUAUCAAGGCUUUGUCUUACUGGGGACCAGGCACAAGCAAGGGCCUGAUGCGAGUCAUUGGGGAAGUGUUCGGCGCGUCCAAGAUCCCCGUGGGGGUUGUGAACAUCACCCAGCUCUCUGAAUACAGGAAGGACGCGCACACUCAGAUUUACAAGAAGCAGUGGAACCCGCUAACCCCGGAGCAGAUCGCGAACCCAAAGAGCUAUGCGGACUGCACGCAUUGGUGCCUGCCAGGGCUCCAGGACACAUGGAACGAGCUGCUCUACUCCAAGCUCUUUUUCCCCUGA